Bursaphelenchus xylophilus (pine wood nematode) is the source of this 1136-nucleotide messenger RNA. The record is from the annotation of a GenBank genome assembly. NCBI's taxonomy places the organism in Eukaryota, Metazoa, Nematoda, Chromadorea, Rhabditida, Aphelenchoididae.
AUGUCUAAACUAUUGGUUUGUGUUUUCGUACUCUACGUUGUCGCUAUAUGGAGGCUAACUUGUGGCGCGAGCCUAGAGCGGCGGAAACGUUCCGCGGAGGAGGAGAAAGGUAAAAAAAAUUUGUGCAACUGAUGCAUCAUGGUCAUCAUGAAUGCUUUAAAAUUACUAAAAAUCAAAAUAAAUUGAAGAGUAACUCGAGUUUUAUCAUAAAAUUUUCACUCACAAUUCUAAGUGUAACACACUUUAUGCUUUUUCAGCUGAGCCUGUCUCUUGGUGGUCAAGGAACUCUGGGGAGAGAAACAGCUCUAAUGGCGAGGGAACCGGCUUCUUCAACAAGCCGGUAAAUGAGAUGACAGAUGAGGAAUUUUUGUUGUAUCAACUCCUCAAUCCAACUCAAUAUGUCUUGAUGGAUCAGAGAGAUUUGAUUAUUCGAAAACCUGAUGAAGAUUUGGUUAAGGUAAGAUCAAAGGAUCAAGAUCAAAAGACCUGAAAUUUGCACUGAAUAGCUUUGAGGAGUCUGUUUGAAAUCGGAAACAUAUUGGAUAUCUUUAACAAAUUUUGUAGACGAUCACGAUGGAAAAUGAAGGGAGAUGUUCAGAUUAAAGGUUUUUUAACCAAAAUUUUUCAAGUCUGAAAAUUUAAGGUUAAAUUACUGGGUCGGAGAGCGAAAUGUUACAAAAUAUACAGUGAAGUUUCCGUAAAACGAAACCCCUUUAUAACGAGCAACUCUAGAGGCCCCAAGAGUCCUUUUGCGACAAGAAACCUCAGCAAAACAUGCCUUUUUUUAGCACCUUCCGGUCUCUAGUAUGAACUCCAUGUACAAAAUUUCAAGAGAAUGAUCUCUUUUUUUCGUACUUCACAAUUAAUUUUUUUUUCAGGACUACGCCAAUAAAGCCAUCAAGAAGUUCAACGCCUGGUCGCCAGGAAGCGAAGUCCGUCUGGUUCGGGUGAUCAAUGCCACAGGCGAAAAGACUGGCCAAUUGAGGGAAAGAUUGGAAUUGGAAGUGCAGAACAUCCGAACACAAAAGACCGAUUGUAUAUUUGUUGUCGUGUUCUCGGUCAGCCGCAAAUACCUUGAUUUUUACUUCGAGAUGUGCAAAUAUCCAUGGGAGAAUGCGAAACUCGAUUUGAGUUGA